Molecule: messenger RNA, 1905 nt
Organism: Jaculus jaculus (lesser Egyptian jerboa)
Lineage: Eukaryota; Metazoa; Chordata; Mammalia; Rodentia; Dipodidae
Gene: Ccdc184
Product: coiled-coil domain containing 184
Exons: 1
Coding region: 76-672 (198 amino acids)
Cellular component (GO): cytoplasm
Source: RefSeq, a predicted model, not a curated record
CUGCGCGCCCCUCCCCCGCCCUGGAGGUCCGGCCGGACGCGACCCGGAGCCGCCGCCGCCCGCUUCUGCCGCUCAAUGGAGGACGGUCUGCUGGAGAUCAUGACCAAGGACGGCGGCGAGCUGCCGGCACCCCUGGAGGUGUCCACGGUGCCGGCCGUGGGGGACGUGAUCUCCGGGGAGUACAACGGCGGCAUGAAGGAACUGAUGGAGCACCUGAAGGCGCAGCUGCAGGCCCUGUUUGAGGACGUGAGGGCCAUGCGGGGGGCCCUGGACGAGCAGGCCUCGCACAUCCAGGUGCUCUCGGACGACGUGUGCGCCAACCAGCGGGCCAUCGUCUCCAUGUGCCAGAUCAUGACCACCGCGCCCCGCCAGGGCGGCCUGGGCGUGGUCGGCGGCAAGGGGAGCUCCCCAGGGGCUCCCCAAGAGCCCGAGACGCCUUCGCCUGGAGUCGGUGACAGCAGCUUUCUGGGUCGCGAUCCCGAGGACGAGGAGGAGGAGGACGACGACGACGAAGAGGAGAAAGAGAUGCCCAGCCCCGCCACACCCACCAGUCCCCGCGAGCUCUCCGAGAGCCCCUGUGCCGGUCCCCUCGAGGGGGACGGGCCACUUGUGGAGCCCCUCGACCUGCCUGACAUUACCUUGCUGCAGCUGGAGGACGAGGCCUCCCUGUGAGGGGACUCCGCGGGGGGCACCGACUUCCUGGGGCUGGCUGUGGGUUUCCAAGUGCAUGACGCCAGGGGACUGGACGGCGCGAUGCAGCAGUGCUUCCCUCCGACCGACCGCAGCGGCUCUAAAGGGUCAGGUAGAGACUACCUCAAGGAAGGAUUUGUAGGGUGAAGGACUUUGGGAGCAUCACAAAUUAUUCUUGCCCAGCCAAGCGUCAUAGCAAACUGCUGAAAGGUGAGGUUCCAGGAGAGAAGUGCCACCUCUGGACUCCCAUCUAUCCCCCUACCCUGGCCCUAGCCCCCCUCUUGCUCCCCAGGCAACAGGAGAACCCCUCAAUUAUGUAAAUAAAAUUGUGCUUUUUCUAUUCUGAAAAAGAACUUAUCUAGGACUAUGGUAUAUAAUCUCUUAACGAUUUACCUAGAAAUUAAGGAAUUGGGGUAUUCUGUUCUGGCAACAGGAAAUUUACCCAUCUGCUGAAUUCCAAGAUAUUCAGUGCUCUGCAGAAGCCUCUCCCCCUCGCAGAUCUCUGCGGCUGCUGAUUGGUAGAGGAAGCUUGAGGAGGGAACUGCAGCCCUAGGAAUCUGGGUGAAUGGGGUUCCCAGGGCCCCUGGGCUGGGAGGAGCUGGCUCAGAAUGUGCAUGGAUACAUAAUAGCUCAAGCUCUAGGAUUUUGCAUGCAGAGCGGAUCCUGUCCUGUCACUGACUUCAUCUGGGAUUGCUUUUCCACUUAUCUGGGCCUAGAGAACAAAGAGCCCAGUUCACAGGCAGAGACUUGGGGGUGCUCAGCAACAGCCCGAAUUUAGGAGACAUUUGAGGGACUCUUGGGGGCUGCAGCCAAAAAUUGUCUCUCUCUCGGCUACACCUGCUUAAAUUUCAGUUCCUUUUUCUGUCAAGAUGUCCCUGCCUCUCGGUGUUGCCUCCAUAACGUCUUGUGUAUGUUAUGUGUGUCCCCUCGUGUAGUAGUGUGUGAGCCCUCAGGGGCAGGGCUUCUGACUCUGGUGUUAGGUUCAGGAGGCUUUAGACUUUUCUGUGAGACCCAAGCUAUCAUGGCUUUCCCCUCUCCUUCUGCCCUCCCUCCAGACUUUCCCACCAGGGCAUAGAGCAUGUGGCUGUCCUGAGGUUCCGUAACUGAUGUGCCCCCUCUUACCUCCCAAAGUGAUGACUUUGUGUGCCCUUCCCUCUCUAUGUAUCCCUUCUCAGUGCUUUCCUUGGUGUUAAUAAAAAGGCGUCAUCUCCUCUC